Cyclospora cayetanensis is the source of this 2178-nucleotide messenger RNA. Its product is annotated as splicing factor, arginine/serine-rich 19. Bases 1 to 2178 code for a protein of 725 amino acids. Gene Ontology annotation, cellular component: SAGA complex; nucleus; nuclear pore. The record is from RefSeq and is a predicted model, not a curated record. NCBI's taxonomy places the organism in Eukaryota, Apicomplexa, Conoidasida, Eucoccidiorida, Eimeriidae. Gene Ontology annotation, molecular function: ubiquitin protein ligase activity; transcription coactivator activity. Gene Ontology annotation, biological process: mRNA processing; protein ubiquitination; mRNA export from nucleus. The transcript is spliced from 3 exons.
AUGGGGCCCCCAUCCUUUGGAUACCCGCCCGGCGGGAUGGGGCCUCCGGGAGGCGGCGGCCCCGGAGGCGUUCCCCUUCCCCAUCAUGGCGGUCCGGGGGGGGGGCCCCCUCCUCAUCAUGGCGGUCCGGGGGGGGGGCCCCCUCCUCAUCAUGGGGGCCGUGGAGGGGGGGGGGGGCCCGUUGGAGGGUCUACAGGACCAAUGUUUCCUGCUCCCGGCAGUUUUGGAGGCCGCCCUCCUUAUAGUGGGGGAGGCUCUAUGGCACCUCCACCCCCGCCGGGAGGGUUUGGAGCGCCCCCACCCCCCCCUCCGCCCUCCGGCUUUGGAUCGGGGGGCCCCCCUCCCUUCGGGGGCCCAGGCCCUGUCUCGCAUGAAGCAGCGGCGGCCGCUGCUGCCGCUGCAGCCGCUGCAGCGACGCUGGCGGCUGCAACGGGCAGCUUUGGAGGCCUCCCCUUUGUGCCUGCUGCCUCGGGUGGCCUCGUUCCUAUGACGGGUCCUGCCCCUGGGGGCCCCCUCGGGGUGCCGCUGCAGGGGGCCCCUCCGUCUCUCGAUGAACACAUGAAGAGCGUGAGGCCUUCGGACUACGUGCCGCUGAAGGCGGAGAAGGCCUCCCGUCGUGGAGGAGGCAGUAGGGGGGGGGCGCCCAACAGGAAGAGCCAGUUGCUGCUGCAGCGUCUGCAGGAGGAGGGUGACUUUAGCAGGUUGAUGCGGAUGGCGAAGGAGCAGCUCCAGCGAGAGGGCUUCGUCUUCGCCGUGCAACAGCUGGUGGCUGCGAAAAUAAAGGAAGAAGCAGGGGCCGCCGCAGUUGCGGCAGGCAACGAGGCGCAGCUCGUGUCUCUUGUUAGGGAUGAGGGCAGACGGCAGAUCCCGGAACAAGUCAAGAAGAGUCUCUUGAGGGCCAUAGAAACGCUCGCUGGUGUGGAGGCUCCCAAAGCACUCCCGGAGGCCGAUGCGGCAGCAGAGUCGCACACAGACGGCAGCGUGAAGGGCCCGGAGACGAAGGUGCAGCAGGAGGGCGCUGCUGCUGAAUCCGCAGAGGCCUCUGAGGCCCCUUCCAGCACAGCAGCGGCGACAAGGCUGGCGACGAGUCUGUCGGUGAGCAGGAGCCGCAGCGUCAGCAGGGGGGAGAGCUUGGACAGGAGCAGCAGCGGCGGCAGCAGCAGAGGCUACGGCUCUGUCUCCAGGGGGAACAGCCGAGCCGACAGCGAGGAAAAACACGCACUCGGUCGCCGCGUUGCUGCCUUUAGGUCGCUGGCUGCACGGCCUGCUCUCUCUGCGGGGGCCCUUGCGACUGCGGAGCGGCGCAGUCGCAGGAGCCUCAGCACCAGUGGCGGGAGGGGCAGCAGCAGCCACCGAGACAGCGUUAGCAGAGGGGGGAGGAGGAGCAAGGAGAGGAAGAGGAGCGUGAGCCCCCACAGCAGCGGCAGCUGUAGCAGUAGCAGAAGGGUCGCGAGGAGCUCACGGAGGCACGAAGGCGGCCGAAGCCGAAGCACACGGGAGACAGAAAGAAGAGACCACAGCAGCAAAUCCAAACGAGAAGAUAAGGCCAAGAAGAGGCGUAAGCACAAGAGCUCGGGGGGGCACAGCAGCAGCAAAAGGCACAGCAGCAGCAAAAGGCACAGCAGCAGCAAAAGGCAUAGCAGCAGCACACGGCAUGGCAGCAGCACACGGCAAAGCAGCAGCACACGGCAUGGCAGCAGCACACGGCAUGGCAACGUGGGUUCUGCAGCGGGAGGCUCUCGGGGGGGCCGUCGUAGUGGGAAUUCACGAAGCUCUUUGGCACAUUGGAGGCCUUUGGCAUGUGAAACGCGCUGGUUGCCGUCAUCAGCCGCAGCUGGAUAUGAAGGCGAUUUUGGUGGCUCUGCAGCUGCACCUCUACGGGGGCUAAAGGCCAUGUAUAUACAGGUCGAUGGCUGGGCUCUUGGCAGAGCGAGUGCGCUGUCUCGUGGCAAGAGACUGAGCGCGCAGCAUAAAUUUAGAGGCAGGGUGUUGAAGGCCAAAGGCCGGAAAAUACGUGUAGUGUUUAGAGCGCAGAGGAAGGAUCUCUGCCUCCUUCUGGAGGCAGAGAUCCCGGAGUUUGCCUUUCGUGCACCAACUGCCACCCUCGAGAAGGCCUGCAACGGUCUUGGAAGACUCCGCACUGCUGCUGCACCUGUAGGCUGGUGUGGUGCUGCGUGA